AAGAGGAGGAGGAGGACGUGACUCAGCAGGCAGUGACACCCGGACCGCCGCCCCGCACAGUGCCGCUCACCCUCCAUUACUGUGCAGCCUGCAGGUCACCAUGGCCGCUAACUUCAAGGUGCUGAGCGAGGACAGUCAGUUCCAGGUGGAGCUGACGCAGGCCGGGGGCAAGCUGCUGGUGGCGGACUUCACGUCAGCGAGAUGUGGGCCGUGUCAGCGCAUUGCCCCAGUGUUCGAGGAAAUGGCGCGCAGAUUCCCCAAUGCUGUCUUCCUCAAGAUCGACGUCAACCAGUGCCCGACAACCUCCGCCUCACAGGGGGUCUCGGCCGCACCGACAUUCAUCUUCUUCAGGAACAAGACCAAGCUGGACAGCCUGCAGGGGGCGGAUCCUGAGGGUCUGGAGGCCAAGAUCCGGCAGCACUACGGCGAUGGUGACGGGGAGGAGGUGGAGGACUCAGGCGUACCCGGGCAUAUCGACUUGAUGCCAAUGAUCAACAAGUCAGGUUGUGAGUGUCUGAACGAGAGUGACGAGCAUCCCUUCACCCAGGCGCUCUCGUCCUCCGGCGGCUACAUGGAGUCGGACACGGACGAGCAGUUAAUAUUGUACCUGUCGUUUAAUCAAGCCGUGAAGCUCCACAGUAUGAGGAUCAAAGGCCCGGCUGAGAAUGGGCCCAAGACACUCAAGCUUUUCAUCAACCAGCCUCACACCAUCGACUUUGACACAGCCGAGAGCGCCAACCCAGUGCAGGAGUUGACGCUGACCCCCAAGGACCUGGAGGGUGAGCUGGUGACCCUCAAGUUCGUCAAGCUACAGAACGUCAUGAACUUCACCAUGUUCUUCAAGGACAACCAGACUGGCGCCGAGACCACGCAGGUCAGCUACAUCCAGAUCAUUGGCUCGCCGGUACAGACGACCAAGAUGGCAGACUUCAAGAGGGUUACAGGGAAGAAGGGCGAGAGUCACUGAUCGCAGGGGAAGCUUAAGUUCAUUUUAUUGUUUUUAAUGAGCCUUAAUUUUGUUGACUUCAUAUUCUUGAUUACGUUAAGUUGUACGGUACUUUCCUGAGUGCAUUUUGUAACACCAGCUCUGUUUCGUAUUAAUAUUAAGCUGCAGAGUACAACAUAGACAGGCUUUCAAUACUUGCCAACUCCUUCAACGUCAGGCAAAUCUUCACUUCAAUUUCACAACACAUGACACAAUUCGAAAAGCUUACCAAGUGCUGAAAAUGCUACUUAAGCCGACUCCCAGCCCAGCACCCCAAUGGCCUGCCUGCCGCACUGUGAUAAGUUACUAGUGACCGGGAAGGCUUUUGCUCAGUGGUAGGUGUUGCUCUCGUUCAACGUUGCCAGGUUGUCGUACAGGUAACUCUUGAUUUAUGCGAGUAUUGUGUCCUUGAAGAGAUCGCGUAAAUCAAAAACAAGGUAAAUCAAACAAGAGGUAGGUUUGUACCUUUAUUGCGUACUGUAUCACUCUGACUCCUCUCCCUCUCGUGGUUCCUCCUCUGGCUGCCCUUCCCCUCGUGGUAGCACAGCAGCGAGGGUGUUCUUGUUGAGUAGCGUGGCAGCGUGGGUACUGUAUUGUUGUUCAAGUGGCGCGUGGGAAGAACUGAGCUCAGCUGUGUGGCUGUGGCGCUGUGUGAGUCCGGUUGCGUGAGACAUCUGGUGGCCACUCCAUAAAAUAUUGCGUAUAAUUAAAAAAAAACGUGUAAAUUAAACAUUUAUUUGGAUUUUGGACCCUGCGUUAUUUCAAAAACGUGUAAACCAAACUCGCGUAAAUCGAGUUACCUGUACUCAGCUUCUCAUAUUUCCCGAUUUCCACCACAAAACCGUUUCCUGGGCCACAAUACCGAGAUUUAUUUGUAGUUAUUGUUGAAACGGUUUAUCAUUCCUGUUUCCUGGUGAUAUUUAUGGCGGAGAAGCUGGUAAAUUUGAUACUCCGAGUACGAUAACCUGGCAACGUUGCUCUUGUGUGAGGCGGAAAGGAACAGCAGCCUACGCACCAUAUCAGCUUCUGGCAGGCAUUCCGUGCUGCUUUACACCUCUCCUUGUUCUCAGCCUUGCCGCAAGCAUCAGCCGUACUAGAGGUGGGUGCCCGGGAGAAUGUUUUAAUUUCACAACGGUGGUUAUUAAGUCAUGCUGUAGUCAAGCCACUUCAAAUAGUCCGUUUGGGUGUGGGGGCUUCGUGGUGCAGUGGUUAGCACACUUGGCUCACAACCGAGAGAGCCCGGGUUCGAUUCCCAGGUGGAGUGGAAAAAUAUGGGCGGGUUUUCCGAUACCCUACGCCCCUGUCCACCCAGCAGUGAAUGGGUACCAGGUAUUAAUCAGGGGUUGUGUCCUGUCUCCUGGGGUCUGUUCCCUUCUCCUAUAAUUCCUUCCCCUUCUGUCUCUCUCUGGCACAUGACCACAGAUGUUGCGCCGACUAAACGAAACUUUCCAACUUUUUCUGUCUCUCUCCGGCAUAUGACCACAGAUGUUGCGCUGACUAAACGAAACUUUCCAACUUUUUCUGUCUCUCUCCGGCAUAUGACCACAGAUGUUGCGCUGACUAAACGAAACUUUCCAACUUUUCUGUUUUUGUGUCGAAUUUCGUGGGUCCUUUCCUCCGAUCUGCUCUGCCACACUGUCCCAACAUCUGCCCUUUCCUCUCAUAUCGUCACCCUCAUAAAAUAAUCGCGUACGUCAUUUUUCAACAAUUUCCCAGCUUUUGUCUACAUCAGUUUUUCAACAUGACGCCCAUUUUUGUAGAGUAGCCUUCGUCAUUCAGGGUUUGAGUGUUCUAGAAUUGGCCUUUUCAUUACUGCCCAAAUCUGAAGCCAAAUGAGAUAAUGACACUUCUUUUCUGAUUUCCUGUAAAGUAGAAUAUAAUGACUUAGGUGGUUUGUUUACGAAGUUGUUGAUAUGUUACCUAUUGGUUAUAUAUGAGAGGGAAAAAUAGGUGUUGGGACUGUGUGGGGCAGACCAGAGGCAAGGAAAGGACCCGCAAAAUCCACCUCCCAAACGGACUCUUUGAAAUGGCUUAACUAUAGGGGACCAGAAACCCUUGAUGGAUGUGUUAUGCAAGUUAGUCCAAACCUGUAACUUCAGCUUCAGUAUUUAUCAAGUCAAGCCUUGGGUACCUAGGUGGUUAUAAAGUUUAACUAGGCUACUAAUUUUUUUGUCUAGGUAAAGAAUUCCCAAACUGUCCCAUUGCAUAUAAAAUGAUAAAACAGUU
Messenger RNA from Eriocheir sinensis (Chinese mitten crab), 3211 nucleotides. RefSeq names its product thioredoxin-like protein 1 (gene Txl). The record is from RefSeq and is a predicted model, not a curated record. Lineage: Eukaryota; Metazoa; Arthropoda; Malacostraca; Decapoda; Varunidae. The transcript has 6 exons. The coding region runs from base 101 to 967 and encodes 288 amino acids.